Molecule: messenger RNA, 1356 nt
Organism: Micromonas pusilla CCMP1545
Lineage: Eukaryota; Viridiplantae; Chlorophyta; Mamiellophyceae; Mamiellales; Mamiellaceae
Exons: 1
Coding region: 1-1356 (451 amino acids)
Source: RefSeq, a predicted model, not a curated record
AUGAGUGGACCCGCCGCGGGCGUCGCGCGCGAGAAGUCGGGCGGCGCGCGACGCGCGAAGGCGCUCUCGAGCGUCGACGCGAGCGCGAAGAAGAGACCGCGGAAGGGCGUCGUCGAGAAAUCGAAAUCGGGCGCGGCGCGUCGCGGCGCGACUCGCGGCAUCGCGGCGUCGCGCGACGGCGACGGCGACGACGACGUCAGAUCGUCGCAAUCUCGACGUCGCGACGGUCCCCGCGCCGGCGGCGGCGACGCGUCCUCCUCGGACGCGUCGUCCGCGCCGGAAUCGGACGCCUCGCCGGUCGGGCCGCUGUCGCACGCGGGCGCGUCGGGGACGAGCUCGGACGACGACGCCCUUCGCGGCGGCGACCGCGGCGGCGACCGCGGCGACCGCGCCCGCGCGCGACCGGCGGUCAUCAGCAGAACGCAUUCCUCCCCGUAUUCCAUCGCGGAGACGUUCGACCCGAGCGCGCACGAUCCCGCGGUGCUCGUCGCCGCGUGCGGCCGACCGCUCCGGCCAGAGGACGAGCGCCCCGUGCCGCUGCCCUCUCGAGGAGGGACGAGCUCCGCGGGCGCCACUCUCAGGGAGUGGCGCUGCGUCGAGUGCGCGCGCGUGAACGACGCGUCGCGGCGCGAUUGCGCGCGAUGCGGCGGUCUCGGAGAGAAGCGCAGCGGCGACGAAAAAAACCCGCCGCGCAAAAUAAAGCGCGCCGCCGACCCGUUCCCGCCCCUCGGCGCCGCCGCCGCGGUCGGCUCUGACGCGGACGACGAGCCCGCGCUCCUGCGCGUGCUUCUCCCUAACCUCACGGGUGCCGACGUGGGUGCCGACGUGGGUGCCGAGCGGCGCGGCGGCGACCGCGACCGCGACGACGCGUCCUGGGCCUCGCGGGUCGCGGCCGAGUACGAAACGGAUGAAUUCCCGCCGCCGCCGCCGCCGCCGCCGCCGCCGUGGGCGGACGCGUUCGCCGCCGAAUUCCCGCCGCCGCCGCCGCCGCCUGGGCCUCCUCCCCCGUCGCAGCCGCGACGCGUCGUCGAUGAAAACGACUAUAAGAUCGUGACGGAUACGUCACCGCCGUCGCGCCGCCGCCCCGAUGCGUCGUCGCCGCCGAACCGCGCCGACGCGCUCGAGGCGCUCACCGCCGCGCUCGCGGCGGCGGCCAACGCGGACCCAAUCAGCGACGGCCACGUGUCCAUUAAAAGCCACGUCGACGACGCCGCGGCCACGGCGUUGCGCCUCGCGCGCGAGGCCGCGUCCGACGCGUUCGAAGAACACCUCGCGCUCACGCGCGAAGACCUCGAGGACGUCGUCGAAGCCGUCGACGGCGCGAUGGACGCGAUGGAACGCAAGUUGGCGCGGUGA